AGUUGACAACACUCUUGAAACCGUAUGGAGAUCUGUAAAUUGUGAACAUUUACAUUCAAGAUCAGAAGUGUAUCUAAGGAUUGAAAAGAAAAUCAGAAGUUGGCAUAUAGACAGACUUUACUGCCAAAAUGAGAAGACUGUUAUUUCUGGUAUUUCUGGGACUUAGCUGCUUAUCUGGAAUUAUUUGUCCACCUGUGCAAACACAGCCAGAGGAAGGAGGAAGUGAAAAUGAUGAUGAACACACAGGUUUAGAAUAUGAUCGUUACCUGAAGGAGAUCAUUAUGGCACUAGAGGAAGAUCCCAAUUUUAGAAAAAAGUUGGAGGAGGCAAAUGUUACUGAAAUAAAGAAUGGAAAAAUUGCGACUCAUCUCAACAUGGUGGCACACAACAUAAGAGAAAGACUCGAUGAAAUAAAGAGAAGGGAAAUCAGCCGAUUAAAAACAUUGGCUCGCGAAAAGAUGAAGACUAUGCAUGGUACGCAAAUAUUGAAAUAUAUUGCUCAAUUCGGAGGAAUCCAAAAGAUGGAUGCUUCAGCUCACCAUGUUGAUACAGAUAACCAGCAUUCUUUUGAAGUGUCUGAUCUAGAAAAACUUAUAUUAAAGGCUACCAAAGACUUGGAAGCCAUUGAUAAACAGCGAAGAGAAGAGUUCAAAACUUAUGAAAUGGCAAAAGAACAUGAGCGACAAGAAAAAUUACAUAAUAUGACGGAAGAGGAACGGAAAAAGGAAGAAGAACACUAUGAAGAAAUGCAGAAAAAGCAUAAAGACCACCCAAAACUUCACCACCCUGGAAGUAAAAAACAACUGGAGGAUGUAUGGGAGAAUACUGACCAUCUCGACCCUGACUCAUUUGAACCAAGGACUUUCUUUAAAUUCCACGAUAUUGAUGGAAACGGUUUCUUGGAUGAAGAUGAGGUGGAAGCGCUCUUCCAGAAGGAGCUUGAUCGUGUGUAUGAUGAAAAUGCACCCGAGGAUGACAUGAACGAAAGGUUUGAGGAGAUGGCACGAAUGCGGGAACAUGUUGUCAAUGAAAUUGAUUCUAACAAGGACAAGUUGGUGUCCCUUGACGAGUUCCUGACUUACACCCAUGGCGAGGACUUCAAAAAGGAUGAGGGAUGGGAGACGUUAGAUGAACAAGACCCAUAUACUGAUGAAGAAUUCCAGGAGUAUGAGAAGAUGCUUAGAGAAGAGGAGGAGUUGAGGAGGAGACAGGGAUCCUUUGAUGGACAUGCUCAGCCUGGAGUUGUGAUGCAUCCACCACAACACCCCAAUGUUCAGGAAAUGGAGAUGCCACAACAGGUUCAGCAUCUACAACAACAGCAACACAUUCAAGGAAUGCCACAACAGGGUAUACCACAACAACAUAUUCAAGGAAUGCCACAACAGGGUAUACCACAACAACACAUUCAAGGGAUGCCACAACAGGGAAUGCCACAGCAACACAUUCAAGGAAUGCCACAGCAGGUUCAGCAUCUACAACAACAACAACACAUUCAAGGAAUGCCACAGCAGGGAAUGCCACAGCAGGGAAUGCCACAGCAGGUUGAGCAUCUACAACAACAGCAACACAUGCAAGGAAUGCCACAGCAGGGAAUGCCACAGCAACAACAACAACAGCAGCAGCAACAACCAGUCCAGGGAUUGCCACAGCAGGUAGCUGCACAUAUGGAGGCAUCAAAACAAGCACAACAGGGUUUACCAGCUGAUGUAGGUAAAGCCAUUGAUAAUUUUCAACAACAAGCCAACAUAAUGAUGAACCAAGCACAACAACAGGCAAACCAGUUUCAGGGAAAGAAGGAACAUGAACAGCAAGCACAAGCAGCUGCUGGUGGACAACCUGUAGUGGGGGCAGGUCAGGCACCUGUACAGACUCACCAGGCUGGACAGCAAGCUCAAGCAGGACAGCAAGCUCAAGCAGGACAGCAAGCACAAGCAGGACAGCAAGCACAAGCAGGACAACCUGUUCAGGCCCAGCCCAAACACUGAUCAGUGUUAAGGGAGUACGCAGAUGACUGAUCUAUUCUCUCUCAUCCUUUUUUUUUUUUUUCUGCAUUUGACUCCUUUUUUUUUUCUUUUUUACUUAGAUGUAAAAUAACUUUUUUUUUUAAAUGUCAAAUUGCAUGACUUAUUUUUCUUUAAAAGGAAAUGUCCAUUCUAACAAGAUUGGUGGAUUUAAGUGUUAAUUUUAAGAAUAUUAGUGUUUGGAUAUAUAUGACUUGUACUAGCAGACCUAGGAUCAUGAGACAAUUAGACAAAAAAAGUGGACAAAGCUAUUUGUUUUGAGAUUUAUCAAGAUACAAUGGAAUGAUUGAAGUGUGCCAUCAUAUGGACAUACGUCACAUCAGAGCUGAUCAUACGAGUCUUUAAUAAACACUGAUCAAGAGUACAGGUCAUGAAAGCCCUUAAUAUUUCAUGUGAUUUCAUGAAAAGACCUGCUUUGAUGUUAGUGUACUGAUUACAAUAUAUUGCAAUACAGAAUGAUGAAAGAUUUCUAAAUAUGGUAUCAAGUGCAUGUGUGCUAGAUGAUGAUGUCACAAACCCAUUCUAGUUGUAUUCAACUUUGUAAAUGGUGUCAAGACCUAAUUAGUAGUUUAAAGACUUCUAAGUCCAGUGUUCUAGUUUGAUAUAUCGUGAAACAAUUAUUGUUGUAUUACUUUUGUAGAUGUUUUUCAUAAAUAGUCGAACAUCAGUGAAGGGCCAAAGACAAACUGAUCUAGCAAACAAAAUCACAUCUGUAUACCUAUGGUUUCUUAUGUGUUAAUAGGAACAAUAGAUCUUAGGGUUACAGUUUGCUGUGGAGUAUGUAGGUUUUAAGUAUUACUAAACUAGAGAAUAUAGGGUUUAAGUAUUACUUAACUAGAGAAUAUAGGAUUUAAAUAUUACUUUACUUGAGAAUGUAAGGUUUAAGUAUUACUUUACUUGAGAGUGUAGAGUUUAAAUAUUACUUUACUUGAGAAUGUAGGAUUUAAAUAUUACUUUACUUGAGAAUGUAAGGUUUAAGUAUUACUUUACUCGAGAAUGUAAGGUUUAAGUAUUACUUUACUUGAGAAUGUAAGAUUUAAAUAUUACUUUACUUGAGAAUGUAAGGUUUAAGUGUUACUUUACUUGAGAAUGUAAGAUUUAAGUGUUACUUUACUUGAGAAUGUAAGAUUUAAGUGUUACUUUACUUGAGAAUGUAAGGUUUAAGUAUUACUUUACUUGAGAAUGUAAGAUUUAAAUAUUACUUUACUUGAGAAUGUAAGGUUUAAGUAUUACUUUACUUGAGAAUGUAAGGUUUAAGUAUUACUUUACUUGAGAAUGUAAGAUUUAAAUAUUACUUUACUUGAGAAUGUAAGGUUUAAAUAUUACUUUACUUGAGAAUGUAAGAUUUAAGUGUUACUUUACUUGAGAAUGUAAGGUUUAAGUGUUACUUUACUUAUGAAUGUAAGGUUUAAGUAUUACUUUACUUGAGAAUUUACGAUUUAAAUAUUAC
Ylistrum balloti is the source of this 3471-nucleotide messenger RNA. Its product is annotated as nucleobindin-2-like. The transcript is spliced from 12 exons. Gene Ontology annotation, molecular function: calcium ion binding. The record is from RefSeq and is a predicted model, not a curated record. Gene Ontology annotation, cellular component: endoplasmic reticulum-Golgi intermediate compartment; extracellular exosome. Lineage: Eukaryota; Metazoa; Mollusca; Bivalvia; Pectinida; Pectinidae. The coding region runs from base 129 to 1985 and encodes 618 amino acids.